AGGGAGCAGAGUUGCGGGUUGCACCAGGGAACCUCGCAUGUCAGACAAGGGCUGCUGUGACCAAAACUUAACUAAACCCGGGAAAGGGAGAGGGAACUACAGAAGACCUAACUAAACUAUGUUCAGAUCAUGUGGUUGAAUCAAGGCUUAGAAUGUGCUGUGGAGAUGGGGUUAAAUUAUUCCAAGUUAUACGACAAUAACCUUGACUAUGAGAGCCAAGAACGACAGCAACUAAUUCUGAAGGAUCUCUGUACUUCAACAAUUCCAUUUUCAGAGACCAACUGUAAGAACGCCUCUUCCUUUUCAGUGGCCCUCUUGGCAAUUGUCUGGGCCUUUAACACCAGCGGAAUUCUGCUCAGCUUUUUCUUCAUUGUCUUCACAAUUCGCUUCAGAAAAAAUAGGAUUGUGAAAAUGUCUAGUCCAAACUUGAAUGUUGUGACUCUCCUGGGCAGUGGCUUGACUUACGGUAGCGUAUAUCUCUUUGGAAUUGAAAAACAGACUCCUUUGAGCAGACCAUCCUUAGAGAUGCUGAUUCAAGUGAGAAUUUGUAUAUUAUACAUAAGUGGUUCCUUGGCUUUGGGUCCUAUCCUGGGAAAGAGUUGGCGUUUAUACAGAGUAUUCACUCAAAAGGUGCCAGACAAAAGAGUGAUUAUCAAAGAUUUUCAGCUGCUGGUGAUGUUAUCACUGUUAGUUCUGGUUGAUAUUAUGAUGCUCUUGAUGUGGAUCUCCUUGGACCCAGUCCAGUGUCUCCAAAAUCUUAAUGCAGAUGUGAAGGUCACUGACAAAGGCUUGAGUUGCACACUGAGACACGGAUACAUCUGUAAAUCUCUCUACUCUGAACUUUGGUUUAUUCUUCUUCUGGGAUCUAAGGGAAUCCUACUGAUGUAUGGAAUUUAUCUUGCAGGUCUAACAGAUAAUCUCAGUUGCCCACCAGUUAAUCAGUCCCUGACACUCAUAAGUGCAGUAGCCAUUAUUUUCCUCUUUAUUGGAAUCAUGCUGGUGGUUAAUAGUUUUUUCCACUUGUGGCACAAUCUGGUGUAUGGAUUAACUUCAGGAGGAAUCUUUGUCUGUAUGUCUUCAAUAAACUGUUUGAUCUUUAUCCCACAGAUCAGACAGUGGAAGACUUUUGAAAAACAAGAAGCUGAUACCAGCAACAUGGCUAAAUAUUUUACAGGUUCUAACAAGAAUUUCCACUCUACAAUGUAUAGUGAUGAAGAGAUAUACCAGCUGCUUGGGGAAAAAAACACCAUGAUGCAGCAGCUUGCAGAGAAAGAUACAGCAAUUGCAAAUCUCCAAGAACAAAUGAACAGUGUUAAGGAGAAGUUGAUGGGACUGGUGGCUACAGAGGAUAAUCACAGUGUUGCUGGUUCUCCAUUUCUUUCAACCUCCCAUUUAUUGCCUUCUCAUUCUACAGCUAAUUUUUCUUCAAUGGCAAAUGAAAAUCUACCCUUUUCACUUAGCCAGGAGCUGAAACCAUGGCAGAAUUCUAAACUCUCAAAUUCACAAUAUGUAGCAGGAUUACCUAGUAAAAAAAGGUCUACUGAUGACCUAGAACGUACAGAUCAAGACAACAUAUCACUAGACAUUACUGCUAAGUGCAAACUAGUGAAUAAGCAGCAUUCAGGUGCUAAGUAUGAUGAAGAGCAAUGGUUUUCCCAAUCCAGCACUGUACUUACUAGAAAGAGGAUACAUGAACCCAGUUUCAGCACACCGAGCAAAGGAGCAAGGCCACCACAUUUUUCAGCACUGAAGCACAAACAAAGCUCUGAAGUAAGUUCUGCGGGCAAUAAAAAAUUUCAAAAAAUCUUGCAGGAUCUGAGUGUGAAUCACAUUGCCACAAUGCAACCAACUUCCAGGGGACCCAAAUACAAUUAUGAAAGGAGAAUGAUGUUGCAACCGAAGAAAAUCCCCUUCAACUUUUCUGGUUCCAUGGCCUCCAGUAUUCAGUGUGGUGUGAAUAAAUCAGCCAGCAGAAUGCAAAGAACGAGCAGAUUAAUAGAAUAUCCUCGGUCAGCACCAAGAAGCACUAAGGAUGGAGAUUGUUUGCAUCAGCCUCCACCUUUGCCAUCGUUGGUGCUUAAGAACUCACUGCAAAUUAAGGCUGACAGUGGGUUUGAGUCUUUAUACAAUCAAGGCUAUGGCUUGCUGCUAGACAAUCAUCUAGUAGGGAACUGCGCAUCUACAUUUUAUCCCACAAACUUGGGGAAUUUUCAUUAUCAGCAUAAAGAUUUUCUGACAAGAGCUAUUCCAAGCCUGCCUCCCUCCCAGCAUUUUUUCUUAGAUUCUGGCAGCAGUUCUUCUGGGGAGGGAACCUAUUGCCAUCAAACACAGGCUUGUGAAGUUUGCCAUGGCAGUCUCUCUUCUUCUAGUGACAGCUGCAUGAUUGACACAGAUCCUGAAUAUAGUAUGUUGGAUUAUGGAAAAUUUUACAGCAAAACUAAACAAAUUGUGAAUUUCAAUGAAGAUUUGGAACCCACUUAUGUAUAAAAAUAAAAUGUGAAUUUACUA
This is a messenger RNA of Pseudonaja textilis, 2508 nucleotides long. RefSeq names its product G protein-coupled receptor 156 (gene GPR156). Gene Ontology annotation, biological process: gamma-aminobutyric acid signaling pathway; G protein-coupled receptor signaling pathway. The record is from RefSeq and is a predicted model, not a curated record. Gene Ontology annotation, molecular function: G protein-coupled GABA receptor activity. Gene Ontology annotation, cellular component: membrane; G protein-coupled receptor heterodimeric complex. Lineage: Eukaryota; Metazoa; Chordata; Lepidosauria; Squamata; Elapidae.